UCUACUUUGCAACUGGUGUUCAGUGCGGCAGGAGAAAGCAAGACGCCUAUUCCUUUCAAUUUCCCACGAUGGGGACUGGAGGUACACGUAGAGCCGUGCAAAGACUCAGCCACACCAUGCUGCUAGCCCUCGUGCUGGCUGUUGUACUUUGCUGCAGCAGCAGUAGAGCCUGGCCCAUUGCAUGCCUGCGAAGGAACGUGUUCGUUCCACUCAGAGAGGUCUUCCAGUACGAUUGCUCUUCUCGCGGCUACGCAUCGUUUCCACCUAUUCCACAAAGCGACAGGGAGCAAACAUACAUUUUGCAUUUGGAAAACAACCAGCUGCACAUCAGUGAUAGCCAGGCAUUCGCUCAUUUCAACAUUCUCUACAAUCUAUACAUGUCAAAUAGCGAGAUUCCACAUUUGAUGGACGGUUUAUUUGACCCAUUAGUCAAACUCCAUUCCUUAGAUCUGUCCAAAAGUCAAAUACAAACCGUAGGACCAAACGUUUUCGCCAAUCUUCACCAUCUUGUACAAUUGAAUAUGUCUGGCAACAAAAUACAAUUGCUGCCGCCUAACGUGUUUCGGGGCCUGUCUUAUUCUGCUGCUAUCAAUCUUAAAGGCAACCCGCUUGUACAGGACUACAGACUCUGUGGAGCGCUCUACAACCAAUACACGCCGCAUUUGUACUUGCUUGACACGGAUGUUGUAGCGAAUUUGGGGUCUGGGUCCUUCCCACAAGCAGCAAUCAGUGUUAACCAUGUGUGCAGUCGACAGUGCAACACUUGGAGACCCGAUUUUCUGAAAGUCUGCCCGAAUGCGUUCUGCAAAGGAACUGUGGCCAAUCAUCAAUGCUUAACAAUGGAUUCCCAUGCGUCGUUGUAUGAAGUCUGCCCCAAUUCGCUAAACAUACUAAGGAUGUUCAGCAGCAAAGAAGGAAAUUUCUGGGAUUCCAGGAACUCGUGUCGCGCAAUGGGCGCUAGUACCACACUACCGAGUGAAGACGACUUUCAGAAAGGCUGUGUGGGACGGCUGCUUGCCAAGGUCCGUCAGCAGUACAACCUUGACUACACGCCCGUCGUGUGGCUGGGAGAGCUGUACCUGGGGAGAAAUGCUUACGCCAGCGACGGAAAAACUUACCCUCUGGCAACAGGCAAGCUGUAUUACAUGUGCAGCACGAUCCAGUAACACGUGACCUGGGUAUUAUUCCCCUGCUGUCUAUUCUGCCAUCGCCUUGGUUACUGCUACAUGUACAGUGCUGGUAACUGAAAUCCGACCCCUGAGCGGUGCACUCACAUCGCAAAGACCCAACACGGGAUAGUGAAACUGCGAAAUAGAGACCGCUAGAAUGUGAACGCAUCGCUCACGGGUCGGAUUUCAGUUGCCAGCGCUGUAUUUUGAUCUUCUUUAUUUUCAAACAUUGCUGUAGAGGUGUUAUGGGCACAAAACUAUUUGAGUAUGUGUUCAACAUGUUUAAUAAUACAUGUCUCCUUCAUCAUAGUUUUCACAUUGUUGUUCACAGGUGUGUCGUUUUGCUGUUUCUUUUUCACAUUACGGUUGCCAGCCUCUUGUUUGUCUCCACAAUCACAUGUAGUCUUGCAAUUCGGGACAAUCAUGUCUUUG
Molecule: messenger RNA, 1601 nt
Organism: Sycon ciliatum
Lineage: Eukaryota; Metazoa; Porifera; Calcarea; Leucosolenida; Sycettidae
Exons: 9
Coding region: 69-1166 (365 amino acids)
Molecular function (GO): protein binding
Source: RefSeq, a predicted model, not a curated record